Messenger RNA from Saccostrea echinata, 437 nucleotides. RefSeq names its product MAM domain-containing glycosylphosphatidylinositol anchor protein 2-like. Bases 149 to 373 code for a protein of 74 amino acids. Gene Ontology annotation, biological process: nervous system development. The transcript has 3 exons. The record is from RefSeq and is a predicted model, not a curated record. Gene Ontology annotation, cellular component: membrane. Lineage: Eukaryota; Metazoa; Mollusca; Bivalvia; Ostreida; Ostreidae.
AAGUCGUUACACUGGUCCUCAGUCUCCUUUCGAUGGAACGUUUGCUUACAUCGAGGCCUCCGGUAAACGCUGGGGAACCACUUACAUAUUGACCACCACAGGAACAGUGUUUGCCCAGCAGACUUGGUGUCUCUCCUUCGUGUACAAUAUGUAUGGCAGACAUAUGGGAACACUACAAGUAAAUGCAGGGUCUUCUGGCUCCCUUUCUACUUUAUGGUAUACAUCUGGAAAUAAGGGAAUUAACUGGAUUACUCAAAGAGUUACCAUUCCUUCAACUGCUAACCUUGUGGUUGACAUAAAAGGCAUCCGUGGCUGGGGAUACCGAGGUGACAUCGCUCUAGAUAAUGUGACCAUGACUCCAGGAUCUUGCUGAGGCUGGUAGACUACUGUAAUUGUUUGUAAUGUUAACAAAAUUCAUCAUUUUUAUGAUUGUAUGU